UUGCCCUUGUGCUGCCAUGUGGAGGCUUCUCCUUGCCACGCUUCUGCUCGCCACCCAGGCGCAUGGUUGCGGAGUCCCCGCGUACUCCCCACUGAAGAGAGUGGUGAAUGGGGUGGAUGCUGUUCCUUACAGCUGGCCUUGGCAGAUCUCCCUCCAGUAUGAGAGCAACGGGGAGUUUCGGCACACCUGCGGGGGGUCCCUGAUCGCUCCCAAGUGGGUCAUGACCGCCGGACACUGCAUCUCCUCCUCCCGCAGCUACCGGGUGGUGCUGGGCGAGUAUGACCGGAGCCGGGAGGAGGGACCCGAGCAGUUCAUCCCGGUGAACGCGGGAGACAUUUUUGUGCACCCGGACUGGAACAGCAACUGCCUGUCGUGCGGGAACGACGUCGCCCUCCUCCGGCUCUCCCGCGAAGCGGAGCUCAACGACAAGGUGCAGCUGGGGUGCCUCCCACCCCCGGGAGAGCUUCUCCCCAACGGGCAGCCCUGCUACGUCAGCGGCUGGGGCCGCCUCUACACCGGCGGGCCCCUCCCCUCCAUCCUGCAGCAGGCCCUGCUCCCCGUGGUGGAUCAUGAGCACUGCACGCAGCCCGACUGGUGGGGAGCCACCGUCAAGGAGAACAUGGUCUGUGCCGGAGGGGACAUCCGUGCCGGAUGCAACGGUGACUCCGGGGGGCCCCUCAACUGCCAGGCUACUGAUGGGAGGUGGUACGUCCACGGAGUUACCAGCUUCGUCUCGAGCAUGGGGUGCGACACCUUGAAGAAGCCCACUGUCUUCUCCCGCGUCUCGGCCUUCAAUUCCUGGAUCGAAGAGACGAUCGCAAGCAAUGAAUGACCAGCAGGAAACACCAGCCUGUCCUUCCCUAAAUUCUCUGCCUAUCUUCAAGAAUAACAAUAAUAAAAAUCUUCUGUCUGCAGUGUGGCUUUCCUUCUUUCCAGUGUCCUCAACCCUCU
Messenger RNA from Pogona vitticeps (central bearded dragon), 951 nucleotides. RefSeq names its product chymotrypsin like elastase 3B (gene CELA3B). NCBI's taxonomy places the organism in Eukaryota, Metazoa, Chordata, Lepidosauria, Squamata, Agamidae. Gene Ontology annotation, molecular function: serine-type endopeptidase activity. The record is from RefSeq and is a predicted model, not a curated record. Gene Ontology annotation, biological process: proteolysis.